This is a messenger RNA of Panicum hallii, 1270 nucleotides long. Its product is annotated as Golgi SNAP receptor complex member 1-2. The record is from RefSeq and is a predicted model, not a curated record. Gene Ontology annotation, cellular component: SNARE complex; cis-Golgi network; Golgi membrane. The coding region runs from base 183 to 920 and encodes 245 amino acids. Lineage: Eukaryota; Viridiplantae; Streptophyta; Magnoliopsida; Poales; Poaceae. The transcript is spliced from 5 exons. Gene Ontology annotation, biological process: endoplasmic reticulum to Golgi vesicle-mediated transport; vesicle fusion. Gene Ontology annotation, molecular function: SNAP receptor activity.
CUCCAUCUCAUUCUGCUGCGCAUCUCAGUAUUCAAGCCCAGGAUCGAUUGCGCCCAAUCCCCCAACUCCACCACGAUCGACGCCGCACCCAAAUCGGAAGCUACUCCUACGUCCCCAUUUCUUCUUCAGAUCACAGCGGGUUGGAUCCGAUCUGAUCCCAGUUGGCGUCAGCGUCGGAGACGAUGAUGUCGUCGUCGGGCGACGCGGCGGCUGCGGCGGCGCUGGAGCUGCAGGAGUCCGGGUGGGAGGAGCUGCGGCGGGAGGCGCGCAAGCUGGAGGGCGACCUCGACGUCAAGCUCUCCUCGUACGCGCGCCUCGCCGCGCGGUCCUCCUCCGCCGCCUCGGGCGCCGCCUCCCCCUCCGCCGACGGCUCCUCCUGGAAGUCCAUGGAGUUCGAGAUCCUGUCGCUGCUCGGCAAGCUGCAGGACGUCAACGACGCCAUGAGCCGCUGUGCCGCCUCCACCGCCCCCACCACGUCCGUCUCCCAGAAGCUCGCGCGCCACCGCGACAUCCUCCACGAGUUCACGCAGGAGUUCAGGAGGACGAGGGGGAACCUGAGCUCCAUGAGGGAGCACGCCGAUCUCCUCAGCUCCGUGCGUGACGACAUUACCGAGUCCAAGGCCACCGGUGGCAUGUCGCCAAGAGUGCAUUUACUAAGGGAGAGGGCUUCCAUUCAUGGCAGCAUCAACCAGAUUGAUGAGGUAAUUGGCCAAGCUCAAAGCACAAGGGUGGCCCUUUCCAAUCAGAGGGCCUUGUUUGGAGAUGUUCAAGGAAAAGUCAAGCAGUUGGGUGAAAAGUUCCCGAUAAUCAGAGGUCUUCUUGGCGCCAUUAAGCGGAAGAAAUCAAAGGAUACUAUAAUUCUUUCAGCAGUUAUCGCGGCCUGCACCAUGUUUUUGAUUAUUUACUGGCUUUCAAAAUGAUGCCAUCUCACCCAAAGGAAACUUCCCAACAUGAAGGCAGAAGACCCUGCCUCUUGGCACAGAUUAGCUGGUAUCUGAUAGCGUGUCGUUUGUCAUGCUGAGAAAGAGGGAAAGAGAGAUCAGUUUCUUCAGCUUUCAGUGAUUUGCCUUUGACUUCUAUACUACCUUGUAUCUGAGAUUCCUCAUCAAGCGUAUGUAGAGAAUUUUUGCUGGUUGAGUAAAUAUACAUGGUAACAUCGAGCUCAUGCUUUAGCUGUUAUUGCAGCGUGUGUGUUUUUUAUAUUUCCUCUCUUCUGGAGAGACCUUGGCUCUCUUGGCCUUUGUUUAGCUAUUUUCUAUUUUUUCAUAUA